CCUGUCACUCCCUGACCCCACUCACCCAGCCCAACUUGCUAGGGGGUAUGGGGUGGGAUGAUUUAUUCAGUUUUAAGCUGGCAAGAACCUGCCACGACUGUCCCCUGUACUGUCUCUCUGAAGGUUAUCUGACGAAGGUUUAUUCUGAGGCCAGGAUCUCUAUCCCACAGGAGGGGGUAAAAGCUCCAGCUUCAGCACCAAAACCAAGCCACCCAGAGUCCUCCUGGUACCAGUAUCCAGUUGUGCAUCCUUGGGCACGCACCCAUGCUGCUGGAGUCUUAGUUUCCCACCUGGAGGAUGGAGGGAAGAGGCUGCAAAAACUCCUUGGACCUUUCUUCAGAGACACUUCUCCUGUGACACUGAGUUUUGCCCUGCUACAUGCCUUGAACCCACCAAAUCUUUUCCAGCGCCCUAGGCCAGGUACACAGGUGGGUUUCUAGGAGCAUCACCAGCCUCAUCUCCCAAGAUUAGAUGGAGUGUGGUCCUCAGGGUGUGCCAAGUUCCAGUUCAAAAGGUCAGGGAACUGAAUAAGGUGCUCAGGUCUGGCUCAUUCCCCUCCCAGACCUACCCCAAGUUGCUGUGUAACCCUGGGAAAGUCAUGGGUUUCCCUCUGGGCUUCAUCCUUCCUUUUUUUCCAUGAAAUGUGGGGGUAUAAUGCUUGAGUUUCCAUGGGCUCCCAAGACUCAAAAACACUGACUGGGCCUCUGAGGCAGGGUGAUCUCAUGCAUACACACACAUGUGGCCCUGCCCUAGUUUCCAGAGCCUGGAGCUUCCCAUCCUAGCAGAAAGGACCUUCAUGGAUACCUGUGAUGAUAAACAUGGGUCCCAUGUUAGCCACGCACAUGCGCAUGUACAUGUGAGUGUCUAUGAAGUGUGUGGGUCUCUGUGAUGGUGCAUGUGUGAUGUGACCUUGCCUCCCCAGAGCCUAAUACCUCUCAUGACUCUUCAUCCUGACAAAACCAUCCCAAGGACCCAGUCACUCAUUAGGAACCUGUCAGGAGUCUAUGUCCAUCCCACCUCCCUGGGGAUGACUUAUAGUUUGUGUUUAAUAAAUGACUGUGGGUCAACGAUGGGGAUGGAAGGGGAGACAGGACAAAUGAAGGCUCAGUUACCCCGUCCCUAAACUUGGGGAGGUGGCCUGAGCCCUCAACAACCCAAGACCCCUCACAAAGGAUAUUGGUAAGAAAGGACAGCUUGUCCCAGAUGCUGUUGUCCUCACCUGACCCUGAAUUCUGCCCCACUCUGGUAGCCCAAGGGAGGCUGAGGUACAGGGCUCUUAGCUAUGACUCAGCGGAAGGAAGACAGAAAUGGGGGGUGGCAGGGUGAUGCUGGGGCCCUAAAGGGUUUUACUUCUCAUUUUUCUUUCCAAAGCACAGCCGGUUCUCAGAAAUGAAGGUACCCAGAACCAGAGAAACUCCAGGUUUUCAAGGGCAUCGGGUUCCCCAAUCUUUCCACCUCAGAGGCACCAUCAAGGGCCUGGGGAAGUCCCAAGCCCAUGUCUCUUGCCUGGGGCUCUCAUCCCUGCGCCAGAACAGGGAUCAAGUGUGGGGGCCAGGUGGGAGCUGUGGCCUAGAUUCACUUGCUAUGACAGAUGCUGGAUUAGAGGAGGUACUGGGAACUUCCAGGCCCUGUGGGUAGCUGAAGCAGUCAGGGCAGGCUUCAAGGAGGGAGUAGUCACGUGGCUACAUUAGAGUGGCCUGGAUGCCCCGCCCCAUAAGUUCCUU
Sciurus carolinensis (gray squirrel) is the source of this 1724-nucleotide messenger RNA. RefSeq lists its product as uncharacterized. The transcript has 5 exons. The record is from RefSeq and is a predicted model, not a curated record. Lineage: Eukaryota; Metazoa; Chordata; Mammalia; Rodentia; Sciuridae. The coding region runs from base 48 to 440 and encodes 130 amino acids.